CAUACCCGGAAAUGAUGAAUGGUUGCGGGAUUAAAAUACGCAAGAGCGGAGAGGGUGCUUGUGCAACCUUUUUUCGCAAAAAUGGUCUGUCAGUUCUACUUUUUUGUCGGAUUUUUAAAUACAACCGGGAACAAACCUUAUGACUGAGAGGAGAACUAAACGGUUUCCAACUGUUAGGGUACUGGUCCUGUGUCUUCGAGACGCAUUAGAUUAAAAAAAAAAAAAAAAAACAAGAAACGCACUGCGGGUUUGAUCAAUGAAAUUGGAAGCCGCAUUUUGAGAAUUAUGUUCACUUUCGUUUUGCUGAGACGCUAACAUUUAAAUAUAACAGCCGAAUAAUAAGGGCGAAUCAAAGUGUAUAGCAACCCAUCACCAUGCAUAAUGGACGGAAAAAGAAGCUGACGUUUUUUACCAUUGGACUCAUCUUUCUGUUGAGCGGCGUGGAGUAUGCUGUGAUACUCCCCACUAUAUGGAAGUAUUUGCAAACAUUAGAGGCGCCAUCAUAUUUCCUGGGUUUGGCCCUAUCAGCAUUCAGCUUUAGUGGUCUCAUUUCGGGACCACUGUUUGGCCACUGGUCUGACAGAACGCAAACCACGAAAAAGAUAAUUUUUUUUGCCAACCUUUUUGAGAUUGUGGGUAACUUCAUGUACUUUAUGGGCUUUUCCAAGUGGCUCCUACUGUCCAGCAGACUCGUGGCAGGCAUUGGUACAGGCGCCGGCUCAUCCAUCUUUGGUUUGUUGACAAGAAGCACAGCCCCAGAAGAUCGCUCCACUGUGUUUGCUGCAGUCAUGGUGUGUCGACAAGUGGGCCUUGUGAUUGGUCCAGCAUUUAACAUCUUCCUGAGACUUUUUGAUUUUCGUCUGGGUCCUUUUGUUGUCAAUGCAUACACCGCACCAGGGUUAUUCAUGUGUUUUUUGUGGAUUCUUCUUCAAUUUGCUGUGUUCUUCAUGUACUGGGAUCUCCCACCUCUGGACAGAGGACAGGACACUUUUAAAAAGUGCAGUGAGUUGGGAAAUGAAAAAAAGAUUGCAGAAGAGGAAGAUGAGGAGGAUGACGAGGUCCACCCACUAAUGCGACCUCAGGAGCUGGUGGGAUCCUACGGCUCUGUGGUUGGCGCGGACUUGCACAAGAAUCACUCUACUGCAACUUCUAAUGCAACCUUGAAUGAAAUUACUCCAUUUCCUGAGCCUUCAGUAUCCCACGAGUCCUCCAGUCCCUUUACAUACUUAAGUCUCUCACGUGAGUUCCUGCGAGAAGAAGUGCUUGUGCUGCUGACUGCUCAGUUUAUCACCCUCUUUAAUCAAACAGCACUUGAGACCAUGGUGACACCACUAACCCAAAGGUAUUUCAACUACGGGGAAUUGGAGAACAGUAUCAUGUACUCUAUCUGUGGCGUGGAAGUGAUUGCUGGCUUCCUAUUUGUGCGCUGGUUGAGCCAGCGUUUUACUGAGCGAGUAAUUCUGGCUAUCGGCCUUGGCAUUUGCAUCAUUGCUGCUGCCUGGUGCCUUGUCUUCCUGUCCAACCCGCUGGGUGGUUUCCCAUGGCAGCUGACAGAGUUUAUCAUAGGCAUGUUUCUGCAGCUUCUGGGUCUGCCAUUUGUAGCUGUUUCCCAGGUUUCUCUUUUCUCCAAAGUUACCUCUGUAAAAACACAAGGUUUCAGUCAGGGGGUGCGUCGCUCAGUUGGAGGUCUAGCGACCAUUCUGGGCCCGUUGUGGGCUGGUGGGCUCGUUAAUAACCUACAUAUCAUGAUGGGUGUAAUGAUGGCACUGCUGGUACUCAUAACGAUGAUGCUAGUCUUCUCUUACAAGCGGCUGGUUGAACCUUGUCAAGAGGACGAAGCAGAAAGCGCCAACUGCUGUUAAUUUAGCUGGUGAGGUGGUUUAGCGAUGAGUCAAUGAAUAGAUUAUACUGUAUUUUUUUGCUUCAGUAGAAAUCCUGUUCAUAUCCUGGCCUCGCCUUUGUGGAGUUUGCAUGUUGUCCCUGUACUUGCAUGGGUUUUCUCCGGGCACUCCGGUUUCCUCCCUCAUCCCAAAAGCAUGCAUUAAUUGGAGUCUGUAAAUUGCCCCUUGGUGUGAUUGUGAGUACAACUGUUGUCUGUCUUUAUGUGCCCUGCAAUUGGUUGGCAACCAUUUCAGUCCAGUUCACCCCGCCUCCUGCCCGAUGACAUCUGGGAUGGGCUCCAAACCCUUGUGAGUAUAAGCGGCUCAAAAAUGGAUGGAUGGAUGGAUGGAUAGAAAUAGUCCUCUUCCCCCCCUGAGAGGUAGCCAUCAAUUAUGCCUGUGCGCCAUUUAUAUACUAUCUUAAGUGUGAAGAUGGCUUGGAUUUCCCAAGUAGAUUUUAUCUCAUACUUUUUUCCCUUUGUGCCAAGGAAAAGCAGAAGGUUCUGUUUUGAACCCCAAGGUUCCUUGUUGCAUUACCCUUGCCUCGUACCACAGGGCCCAGUCCUUCAACAACUUUGCACACAAAUGAAGAUCAAAGGACUUACUUGGUGACUAUGUACAUUUCCCAUGGAAAUUUUGAAUCCAGCUGACAUUAUGUGUCCAAUUGUCAUUUUGUGUGCACUAACAAUGUCAAUAAUUGUUUCCUGAUUUAAAUUAUGGGUUGAAAAAAUCUACAGUGUAUGACAUACAUGACCUUUAUAUAUGCCUGAUGUAUAAAUUGGUUAAUAUAGGAAUAGGAUAAACUGCUGUAUUGCUUUCAAGUUGGCAUAACAAAAAUUAUUUCUGGUUAUGAUGUGGUACCUAUAAUUGCCACUAGUGAGCACACUUGGACAACUAAAGUGGCUGACAAUGUAACUUCAUGCAAGUGUAAUUUUUGCAGUGGGCAUUUAGUUGUAUGUGCAGUUAAACAUAUUGCUGUAUUCAGUUAUUUUCCAAAGUGAACAUUUUAAUAUUUAACAAUUUCAAUUAGUCCCCCCAAAAAAUCCCCAAAUAUUGUGAUCAGAGAAAUUUAAUUAUUAGCUAAAUUGUGUUUUUUAAUAACCCUUAAUGAAUGUUGAUUAAAAUAUUUCAGUGCUUUCAUUUUAUAUGUAGCUAUCAAUCUUGAUACAACUAACCAUAAUUGCUGUUUUUUAUUCAAACAUAAAGAUAUAAAUUAUUAAAAAAAUAUUCUUCCCUUGUAUCCUUAUUUUUAAGUUGAAUUUAAAUAUACACAACAUAAAAAACACAUUGCGAUAACAAAUUAUCAGAAAAAACAGAACAAUAUACAGUAUGAAGUAAAUUCAUUUAGCUAGAUUUUAUAAUCCAUACUUUUCUAUAUUCUUUAAUUUGGUUCAUAAAUUGCAAGAAAAAAGUACAAAAUGUAUUAUAGAAAUGUUCUAUCCUUGCUGAUAUCAUUGAAUAUAUCGUUAUACUGCAAUUCAAUAUUUUUUUAAAUUUCAUCAUUUAUACUGUAUUUUUGAAAAUGAAUACAUUUCUUUGUUAUAUACAAAAUACAAAUGAGGCCCAUGUGCGCACACAUGCGCACACACGCACUCACACACACACACACACACACACACACACACACACACACACACACACACACACACGCACGCAUAGGUGAAAUAUUAUUAAUCAUAUAAAAGAAUUUGGAUACUUAGGGCAGCUGUGGCACAAACCUUUCAUCGUGUAGCAGUCUAAUGCAUUAUUUACAGAUUAUGCAAUUAUUGUUUUGUGAGAGCAUUUAUUUAGAGUUUUUAAAAUUUCUGCUUUGAAAUAAAAUAAUGAUGCUUUUUUGUAAUUGUGUAAAACAAAAUUGCAGUUUCCAGCAAUUCUAAAAUGUUGCUGUGGACGAAGGCCCACUGGGUGUCAUUACUGUGUCAGAACUGAAAACGAGCGACAAGUUGAGCCGUUUCUUGCCCAUGGCGAAGCGUCGCCCGCCUGGUGUCAUGAUGGCGAGUGGGUGUGGCUUCAACCAUGAACUCCAGUUGAACUUGUUUUAUGUAGGGCGGUGCAGAUUCUGAAAUGUCACCAGACCAAAUAGAGAUAUUUUGAGCUUUUGCCUCUACUUGUCCACACCCCGCAAUCUCAAAAGGUCUCCCCCCCCCUAAACACAACCAUGCACACACAGACACACAAAGUCCAAUCACACUUGGCCUCCAGCACCAAUCUGACCGAACAGCGACCCUGCAUAUCAGGGUCAGAGGUGUAGAACACGUCAAGUGUCAUAUCAACAGUAGUCGAGCAAUGUUUGGUUCCUUGUUUUCAGCCAAUGGCAGGGGUAGUUUCAGGCAUAUAAGGCCAGCAUCGACAAUAAAACAGACGUGAACUUUCGGUGAACUGUGUUUUUCUCUAGGAGGGGAAUGAGGGCAUGCAGAGUUUAGUAGGGCUUGAGUAUUUUUAUUGUUUUUUUUUUUUAAAUUAUCUUCCGGGCUUCGUUAAUGAUUUGCCUGGGAUAAAUUUCGGUGAUGUUCUGUGCGUGUGAUGCUGACAUUGUGUAGCCUCACAUCACCGUGGGUAUAACCAUACCGGCACAUCAUAAUUUCCAUCCAUUUUUACUUUUUUUACGUGCACUGCAGCGUCCAUCGGGCACGAAGUUGAAGGUUCAAGAAGGAUACACUUCACAACACUUUCAUGACACUAACCGAGAUGGGAAUAAAUAGCAGUAUACUUGAAAUCUUGAGCAUGAAAUGUCAGGCCGGUAAAAUAUUUAGUUGCAAGAUUGUGUCACACAUUCCUUUUUGCAAAUGUGUUCCAUUACAGAGUCAAAUCAAAAUGGUGGCACCAGCAAAAAACCUGUGAAAGUAUGCGAGUGUCCGUACGAUGGGCCGUUUGGAUCAAUAAAACAUGUAGCGCUGAAGAGGUGCACUGUCUCAAAAACAAGAUGCUGAUGGGUCUUAAAAGAGUGGAUAAGAAUAGUGGUUAGGGGUGCAAUAACAAAAGCUCCUACUUUGCAUGGGGGCUAUGAUGGUAAGAGAUGGAGACGAGUCUUAAUUUAAAAUUUUAACUUAAGUUCCAGGUUUAGUUAUUUUAAAAAAUUGUCUCUAUAAACUUUUUUCGUUUUUUUUCCCCCACUGUUUUGUAAUGCUCCCCCUGACUCCGAGUGAAUAAAUAAUGAAAUAUGUGCAACCUACAGCCAGUACUGAGUGAAAUGCAAACUGGUCAGAUACUCUUGCACUGAAUUUGCCAAACCCGUCACGCUUCAGUCAUACUUUGCUUGAAAACCCCCCAUCUUCAAUAUUUCAAAGAAAAUUAUACUUUGGAUGUGAAUGCUAAGUUAUUUAUUUAUUUUUUUUAUUUUUUAACCUUUAACCCCUUUCUUUGUGUGGUUCUUUCGGAGGGAAGAACAGACCUUGAUACUUCAGUAGGAUUUGAAUUCAAACCCUGACCCUCUUACCAGCUCUAAUCCAGUUUCUGUAAUUUUUUAAUCCAAAAGUGUGCAUUUAUAUUUUGCCUAGUUGAGAUAAUUUUGCUUUCAUUUAAAAAAACUGCACUGCACUUUUGAAGCUGACGUUCACUCACGUAAGCCUUUUGUUUAGAAACACUAGGGAUGAGGGGUGGUCUUUAUUGUAGUCUUGUGAGUUUUUUUGUUUUUGUUUGAUUUAUUUUGCACAACGGUAGGUUUUCAGAAGCACAGGUUACCACGUUUCUUUAAUGAAAAUCCUCAUCCAACCCUCUUUAUAUAGAUACAGAAAAGGCUCGUGCUAGCCAAUAAUGCAGCAAUAAGACACAUUUACUCAUUUGUCUUAUUUUCAAAAGUACAGUACUCAUUACAAUUUCAAGCAGGCCCCCGAAGUCACCUGUUCAAAUUAUUUGCAUAAUAAUUUUACUUUGACCAUUUUAAUAUCACUGUACUGCAAGUUGCUUCCUUUUCUCCCAAGCAGUCUGGAUCAAUUUACCUCUCACCAUGAUAUUGCAUCAUAACAGCUUUAUUUGAGAGUACUGUAUGGCCUCAAGGUUAGGGAUUAGCACAUUUUAUACCAAAUGCAGUUUUCCAGAAAUCACUGGAAUAAUACAAUGAAAAUGUUUUCAAUGUUUAUCCAACUUCACAUAUUGUAUGGACUUUUCUAUGCCACAUGUUCUCAUUUGUGUUGUGGGUGACUUGUAAGCCAUUGCCAGCUGACAUUUAGUGAAAGAUGACCCCGGAAUGGUUGUCAGCCAAUCACAUAUGAAUAUGGAAAACAAUAACUACAAUUUUCUUAUAUUUAAUAAAAGGAAAGUUCAAUUAUUUUUCAUAUUGUGACGAUAAUAAAAUUUUUUACAUCUUGACAUCAUCAGACUAUGCCACAUCGUUGGUUCCCUUAAAAUGUGCAAUAUAAAUAUAAUUGUUGUCGAGGCCAUUGUUGUAGGCCUUGACAUUACAAGAAUGACCACUUCCAAGAUUCAAAUUCAUCAUAGUGAAUUACCUACUUAUCAUAUUUUUAGGGCCCCCAUAGCUCAGUGGUUAGAGCAUUGGUUUGAUAAACUCGGGGUCAUGAGUUCUUAUCCCACUCGGCUUCCACUCCCUAAGAGGUUCGCAUCAGGAAGACCAUUUCGUGUAAAAAUUGUGCCAAACAAAUAUGUGCGUUCAUCUGAGAUGACAUGCUGAGGCGACCCCUAAUGGGACAAGCCGAAAGAAACUUACUUAUCAUAUGAUUCUUUUGAUCAAUUUGCAAUUAGCAAGGCAGCAUCAAAAUACAAAAAAACAAAACAAGAUUUCCAACCAGGAUGCGAACACACACACACACACA
Messenger RNA from Syngnathoides biaculeatus (alligator pipefish), 6649 nucleotides. It is a transcript of the gene mfsd8l1, whose product is annotated as major facilitator superfamily domain containing 8-like 1. Gene Ontology annotation, molecular function: transmembrane transporter activity. The transcript has 11 exons. The coding region runs from base 375 to 1862 and encodes 495 amino acids. Gene Ontology annotation, biological process: transmembrane transport. The record is from RefSeq and is a predicted model, not a curated record. NCBI's taxonomy places the organism in Eukaryota, Metazoa, Chordata, Actinopteri, Syngnathiformes, Syngnathidae.